AUGGCCAGAACUCAACCACACCCCCACAAUGUUGAGCACCCACUUGAACUUGUGUCCAUGGACAUUAUGGGACCACUGCACAAGAACCCCCAGUUUUCCUAUGUCCUCACCAUUCAUGACAUAUUCUCCAGGAUGAUGUGGGAUCAGGGACUACACCACAAGGCUCAGGCAGCCACAGAGGCAUUGUACUGGGUCUCUAAGACUCAUCAACUCCCUCAAUGCCAAUCCACCAACAUGGCAAGAAAAUGUGACAUCAAAGAGAUCCAGGUUGACCAAGGUGAACUCUGGACAACAUCCUUCCGAAACCUCUGCUCGUCCUCCGGCAUCAAGAUAAUGUAA
This is a messenger RNA of Ustilago hordei, 339 nucleotides long. RefSeq lists its product as uncharacterized. Gene Ontology annotation, molecular function: nucleic acid binding. Bases 1 to 339 code for a protein of 112 amino acids. The record is from RefSeq and is a predicted model, not a curated record. NCBI's taxonomy places the organism in Eukaryota, Fungi, Basidiomycota, Ustilaginomycetes, Ustilaginales, Ustilaginaceae. The transcript has a single exon. Gene Ontology annotation, biological process: DNA integration.